AAAUUACCUACCUUGAGUCCUAAAAAAGAUUUGGUGGUAACCGAAGUAGAGCCGAGACAGAUCUAUUUGAUCCAUGACUUCUUUACUGCCAAGGAGUGCAAUUCACUCAUUCAACAUUUUGAAACACAUCUUCCUCUUCAGCAAGUGUCUACGACUCCUAGACCUGGAGAGGCGUUCCGUAGUAAUGAUCGACAGUCGUUUGAGGAUCCUAUAUUUGCUCAGAGACUUUGGCAGUUGGGGCUGGAUAAAGUGUGCCGGCUGACUGAGGGAAUCCAAGGCUUGGCACUUCCACGUCAACCGGUUGGACUGAAUUCAAACUUGCGGAUUUAUCGGUAUCGCCCGGGCCAGAUGUUCCAGGCACAUUAUGACGAGAGCGUCAAGGAUGCGGCAAGCGGACUGUGGACUGAAUGGACCCUGCUGAUCUAUUUGAAUGAGGAAAUGGAAGGAGGUGAGACAGUAUUUUACAAAUCUGUGUCCAAGAGACGUCUUGGAGAUCCGAUUGUUGUCCAGCCACAGCAAGGUAUGGCUUUAUUGCAUGCACACGAUAAAAACUGCAUGCUUCACGAGGGUAAAGAGGUUAAAAAGGGUGUUAAAUGGGUUCUACGAAGCGAUGUGCUU
Molecule: messenger RNA, 618 nt
Organism: Phycomyces blakesleeanus NRRL 1555(-)
Lineage: Eukaryota; Fungi; Mucoromycota; Mucoromycetes; Mucorales; Phycomycetaceae
Exons: 1
Biological process (GO): peptidyl-proline hydroxylation to 4-hydroxy-L-proline
Cellular component (GO): endoplasmic reticulum
Molecular function (GO): iron ion binding; procollagen-proline 4-dioxygenase activity; L-ascorbic acid binding
Source: RefSeq, a predicted model, not a curated record